Gadus chalcogrammus (walleye pollock) is the source of this 2312-nucleotide messenger RNA. RefSeq names its product transcription factor IIIA-like. The record is from RefSeq and is a predicted model, not a curated record. The transcript has a single exon. Gene Ontology annotation, cellular component: nucleus. The coding region runs from base 101 to 1222 and encodes 373 amino acids. NCBI's taxonomy places the organism in Eukaryota, Metazoa, Chordata, Actinopteri, Gadiformes, Gadidae.
GGGUGAAAACGGAACGUCACGUCCGUUCUAGGGAACGGAUGUGCCACUUCAAAAACAAAACGUGUGCGGGUGACAGAUUGUAACAAAACCCGUGAAUAACAUGGAUACUAAACGAAUAUCCGAGAGACGAUACAUUUGUUCGUAUCCCGACUGCGACGCAAGGUACAACAAACAAUGGAAACUCGAUGCCCAUCUCUGCAAACACACGGCAAUCAAACCCUUCGCCUGUGAGCAGAGCGGCUGUGGUAAGGCGUUCCCUAGCCCCUACCACCUCACCCGACACCAGUUGACCCACAGCGGGACGAAGCCUUUUCCAUGCACCGCCGACGGCUGUACAGACACAUUCACCACCAACACCAACAUGUUGCGACACUUUCAGCGCCAACAUGCCACGGAUCAGAAGAAAUACGGCUGCGACGUGGCGGGUUGCGGGCUGGUUUUCAAGAAGAACAAGCAGCUGAAUCUGCACAUGUGCGAGCAGCACACUCAGCUGCCUCCCUACCAGUGCUCCUUCGAGGGCUGUCAAAUGCGCUUCCCCUGCCCAAGUAAACAGAGACGCCAUGAAAAGGUACACAACGGGUAUCCCUGUCCUGAAGAGGCGUGCGUGUUCACGGGGAAGACCUGGACGGAGCUUCUGAAGCACCGAAGGGAGGCGCACCAGCGGGUUUACCCGUGUGACCAGUGCGACAAGGUGUUCAGAAAAUCGUGGAUGCUGCAACAGCACCAGGCUGUGCACGCCGACAUGCGAGCUGUGCUGAAGUGUCCCCGGGCGGGCUGCCAGAGGUCCUUCACCACAGAGUUCAACUUGAUGAGCCACAUCAAGUCCUUCCACGACGAGUUACGGCCCUUCGCCUGCACCCACGAAGGCUGUGGCAAGACGUUCGCCAUGAAGGGCAGUUUGACCCGCCACAGUGUUGCUCACGAUCCAGAGAGGCGCAAGAUCCCGAAGAUCCGGAAGCCCCGACCCUCCAGGUCUCUCGCCUCCCGACUGAGCGGCGUUAAUCCCUUCAAGAGCGCCAGAAAGACUAAGGAACUGAAGGACAACACAGCGUCCGGUCCACGCCAUAUUCAAGGAGAACAGCAACAGUCCCAGGGGCAAAUCAAAUUGUUCCCUCUUCUACAGGACACGACGCUGUUGAACCAUUCUACUACUGCUGUAGGCCUACACGUUGACUCCACACUUCACAACUUUACACACACCACCAUAGAACUGGGACAAUGACGUGGGACUUUAAUGAAUGUUAUUUUUCGAGCACAACUUUUAUGUGACAUGUGACAUGGUUUUUGUUGUCGUGAUUAAGUUCAUAAGUCACGUUCCGUUAUGUGUUAAUUUGCUCUGCAGAUGUCAGUUGAAUGUUGUGUAAAAAAACUAGUGUACAAAUUGGUAAAAUAAGAGGUUGACGAAAAAAUAAAAGUCCCUUAAUGUUUCAACAAUGAUUGAAUACUGUAAACAAAUACCAAAAAAAACAGGUACACAUUUCACAAAACACCUGCCCAAAAACCAUUGACACGUACGUCACCUGGCCAGCAACCUCACUACAGCCUGGUGAACACCCCAUGAGGUUCAAACCAAUUGGUGUCUUAUAUUGAAAGGGGGCAAUCGGCAGAGGUACAAUGUCGUUCAUUCAGGAGCGGUAGUUUGUCACUCCAUGCAGAGCCUCCGUUAUUGUUUGAGAUCAGCAACAUUUCCAUCCUCUCACAUAAGCCCCCCCUACUCCAUCACCAGCUAGAGAGGAGGAGGCCGCUAAGUGGCUCCCGCUGAAGGAUUUAGGAGGAAGGGCAGGUGGAGGCGAUGCUCCCCGGGUCUGACGGGAAGCAGCGGGAUCUUCAGUUAUACUGCCUAGAAAUAAGAACAUCUUUCGACGCAAGCUUGGGAUUCCGAGGUUAAAUCCCCACAGAAGGCUUCCCGGUAACGGCUCCUUACAUUCCUGCCCGGAUCGGGCCAGACAAACCCUAUAAGGACCGGCCGCCCGACCAUCUCAUCCAGGAAUGCGGUACACAACAUCCAAUUAGCAGACACAGAGUUGGGUCGCGUCACUAAUUCCUAGCAUGCCGUUGGAAUCGAUACGAUAUGUAUCGAACCUUGUUCUAGAUUUGAUACCGUAUUUAGCUUUGACCUUGUCUUUCAGGGCGAUAUCUACUACUUAAAGUAGACAUAUUAUGGUGUUUUCCCAACAAGUAAACAUAGUAUUUGAGUUACAGAAAACAUGUUUUUGAAGCUCUUUGCUGGAAAUAGCUAUUAGGAAAAAAAUCGCUAUUCCCCUCUUUUUCAGUCCCUUAAGCGCUGUUUCUGGUGUCUGUAGUUUUAAUGC